Cutaneotrichosporon cavernicola is the source of this 411-nucleotide messenger RNA. RefSeq lists its product as uncharacterized. Lineage: Eukaryota; Fungi; Basidiomycota; Tremellomycetes; Trichosporonales; Trichosporonaceae. Bases 1 to 411 code for a protein of 136 amino acids. The transcript is spliced from 2 exons. The record is from RefSeq and is a predicted model, not a curated record.
AUGCAUGGAAACCGCUUCUCUCUUCUCACCGAAAACGCCAACUCCAGCAAGCAAACGACAACCUCGAAACAAACCCCUACUACCAAGCCUGCCGCCAUCCAACCCGACGACAAGGUCAGCGGCGGCGGCCCUAGUGGCAACCACGGUCGCGGUCGCGGACGUGGUCGUGGAGGAGCCGGAGGCGCAAGUAGGUUUGUUGGUGAAAAGGUCGUACUGCAGGCGGAAGGGGCCAAGCAGCCCCAGCAAGCGGACUGGGGCAAGGCCUUUCGCCAGAUGGAGGCCCAGCACGUCAAGGAGAUGACCGACCCCAACCCCGCUUCAGGAUGGGACGAGACCCCGAAGGACAAGUACAAGCGUCUCCUCGUUGAGCGCUGGCGCGUCAACGUCGUCCCUGGAGCACCAUACCUGUAG